CUCAGCCUGAGGCAGUGGGAGAAGAACAAACGUAGAAAGGCGUUAGCACAGAAGAGCAUUGAAGAUUUUAUUUCGAGAAACUCAAUACAGCCUGCCCACCACCUACUGCUGAAUGAAAUAAAAGGAAAGCAGAUACAGCUAUUUAUAUACAAUUUCUUAAAGCCAAGCAUCGCAGAGUCAACACAAAACAUUGCGGCUGUAGGGACGGACAGCCAAGCCAGAGCGUCGUCGCACAACAUUCAACUCAGUCACAUUCUUUUUCACAGUCACAGUGAACGACGGAAGCGGAAGCAGAUUUCAAGCGGAAGAAGCGGAGUCAUCUAACGGAACAUUGAAGCAGCGGCAAUUUACCCAAUUACAACAACUUUGCCUACAGCAAAGUGGAAACGCAAACUAAAGUUAAGUCCGUAAGUAUGCAGUGGAAAGCAAAAUAAAGUAGCGCGCAAAAAAAGAGAAACCCCAAACAAUUUCUGAAAGUGAAUUGAAACUGAACUAUGGAAACGCGCAGUAAGGACGCUUGUCAAACGGCAGCUGCCGAUUCCACAACAGCAAUUAAUAGUGCAGCGCAGCAGAGCGAGAAUUGUAGCGCAAACUCUACCACCACACAGCAACAGCUCCAACAGCAACAACGACAACAGACCGGCAGCGUCGUCCAUACUCAACCCCCGCCGCCGCCCCAGCAACAACAACAGGUGAGCAGCACAAGCAGUGCGCCAAAAACGAACUCACCAACGCCACCGAACAGUGGCGGCAACAACAAUAAUAAUAACAACAACAACAAUAACAAUGCAGCAAAUAAAACAAAAUCACAACAGCAAUACCAUCAAUUUCGUGCGCCACAACAAUUUGUGCGCCAUCGUCGCACCAUCGCCCCAGCCUCGUUGCUCAAUAAAAAGGGCAAAACAUGGAACAAACGACAGCAGCGUGGCGCAAAACAACUACACCAACAACUGCAACAGCAAAUGCUACAAAGUGGUGGCGGCGGCGGCGGCGGUGGUGGUGGUGGCGCCAUCAUUGGCGGUGAUGGGGUUACGGUAACGGCGAGCGUCACAAGCAAAGCUGACCUCGAGAAUAUACAGAAUUUCAAGAAUCAUUACUAUCAGCGCGGUGCAAAUUCCGCUGGCGGUGGCAACGGUGCCGGUGGCGGGGGUGGUGCUUCGGGCAAUGGCUUGCCACCGGCCACAUUAGCCAACCUCGAGAAACUGGGUUACGGCCAUGGUCAUAUGAAAAUGCACAAAAAGCUGUUGGUGCAUAGGGGCUCUGGCAAUCAUCAUCAUCACGUGCUUUGCGCUGGCGCAGCACACAACACAAUCGGCAGCAAUUCGAAUGCGAAUUGUUGCCUCGUAAAUGGCUGUAAUGGCGGUCUCGGUGGGCAUCCAAAUGGCAAGGAUACUUCGAAUGCCAGCUCAAAUAGUUCACAGUCUGGCAGCGCCAUCAAUUCCCUACACUACUGCUGUGCGCGGUCUAAAUUCUUUCUGCCCGAUAAGCGCAUUCGAAAAGAGGUCAUCAUACCGCCCACAAAGUUCUUGCUCGGCGGCAACAUUUCCGAUCCGCUUAACUUGAAUUCGCUACAGAAUGAGAAUUCGAAUGCUUCGUCAAACAAUAAUACGCCGGCGACCACACCACGCCAGUCGCCCAUCACCACGCCACCUAAAGUGGAGGUAAUCAUACCGCCAAAUAUACACGAUCCGCUGCAUUUGCUCGAUCCCGUCGAUUCAAUGGAGUAUGAGAAGCAGCUCACCUCGCCAAUGAAGCGUGGCGGACCACGCGGCGCGCACACACAUCAUUACAGCGCCAAGCAUCGUCAUCGCAAGAACCGCAAAAGCAAGCGUCGUCGUCACGAUUCAUAUCAGUCAUCGUUGGGUAGCGCAUCCAUUGGCGAUGUUGACACGUCCGCGCUGGGCAACAGCACAAUGUCCACUGAAGCGGCCAGCGUCAGCUUAGCUUCGAUUUCAUUAUCCACAUCACAUUCAGUCGCCUCAAUGCUGGACAGUAGCGCCAAUUUGAGUGCGUCAGCGACUGGCACACACAGCGUUGCUCUAUUGGUGAGCACGUGCGAGAACGCGCCAGCUGAGUAUCGGCGACAGCUGGAAGAGCGCCAGGAGGGCAAUGCUCUUGUGGAUUCAACAGCAAGUUUAGUUGAGGAACGUUUGGAAGCGUGGAACAGCAAGAGCACAUCGCCAGUAAAACAGUUGAGCGCAAGCGAAACGGGGCCAAGUGGUGGUGGUGGUGUUGCUGGAGUGGUGGGCGCUGGCAGUGCCGGCGCGGGCGCUGUGGGAGGUGCUGCCGUGGAUGUUGUUAUCGCUGGCGCUGGUGCUGCUGGUUUGUUGUUGCCGCGUGAGCGCGCCAGUCGAGAUUUGCGUUUGGAAUUGAAUUCGACAACAUUGUCAUCGUCGGCGCUGAGCGGCAGCACGUGCGGCAGUGUAAUGGUUGGUGUUGGUGGUGGCAUGGGCAUCGGUGCCGGAAGGAAACGCAAGAUAAGCGAGAGCAAUAACUCGCAGAAAAAUAAGAAAUUCCAUCGCGAUGCCAUGGACAAGAUUGUCAGUCCGGUAGUACCGCAACCUGGCGCCUGGAAGCGACCACCACGCCUAGCCGCCACUGGCGCACGGAAACCCGCACGUCGUUCUACAUCAAUCAGCGAAACAGAGGUGAUGAGUCCGGCAGACGAGGUAGUCAAACCGCUGCAGGUCGAAGCCGACAUGCUGCGCGUCGAAACGCCCGAUUUCAGCAAGCUCGAAACCAUUUCCGAAGCUGGUCUAGCUAGCCCGCUCAGCACCACUUCAGGUGCCACUUCAGUCGCUGCUGGCGAACAGGAAUCGCUGAUGGACACAAGUGCUGGUGAUAAUUCCACCACCACACCGAGUGAGGAGGGCCAAGCGGCGGCUGGUGCUGCGGCAAAGUGCAGCACAGCUGCCUCGACCACUUCCACUGCCAUUGUGCAGCUUACAAAAAUGCCACAUUUCCGCGCUGAUGGUGUUAAAUACCAGUACGGCAACUACGAUCGCUAUGUGGGCCUGCGCCAUCUCAACGAACUGGUGGACGUACGUCUGCAGGUGUUCCAGCGCCAUUCGGAGCUCUUCCAGAAUAAAGACAUACUCGAUAUUGGUUGCAAUGUGGGCCACAUGACUAUCACAGUAGCGCGUAAGUUUGCGCCUAAGUCUAUAUUGGGCAUAGACAUCGAUCGAAAACUGGUGGCGCACGCGCGACACAAUCUAGGACUGUACGUCCGCAUACCUGUGGAGCAGGCGGUCAAGACAGCGCCAAACACGACAGCUAGCAAGACAACAGAUGCGCCUGUAAGCGUGAAGAAAGAAGAAGAUAAGGAAAAGGAGAAGGGGCCGGUAAAAGAAGAAAAAGUGAUAGAAGGUAGCGAAAUAAAAACGGAAACUGCCAGCACAAAAGACACUGCCAACGCCGCUGGCGGCAAACCUGCUGCCUCAACAGUCGCUGCCAGCACAAGUAAACCAAAAAAGACGCGUCGCCGCAAAAAGUCGAAAGUCGUAGCACAACAGCAGGCACAACACCAACAUCAUCAUCAUUUCCACCAUCAUCACCAUCACAUGCAUCAUCAUCAUCAUCAUCACAACCAUUAUCAACAGCAACACCAAGCAUUGCAUGUACCUGCCAUUGAUUUAUUUCCUGUGUCAUUUCCACUCACCUACGGUGGCAUACCAACAGCCGCAGCACCCAUCAACGCCAACACAUCCGAUGGUCAUUCGCCCAGCGCUUCCACAAAUACGCCUGGUCAUGCAAGCAACGCAACACCAGCCAGCGGUGGCAGUGGGAGUGCACCGAAUAAAAAGCGCAAAAAUGAUUUUCCACGGAAUGUCUUCUUUCGUCAUCAAAAUUAUGUGUUGGAAGAUGAGGCGCAGCUGGCAAACGACACGCAGCAAUAUGAUCUCAUACUGUGCUUGUCGGUUACAAAGUGGAUACAUUUGAAUUUCGGCGACGAAGGGCUGAAAAUGGCCUUCAAGCGGAUGUUCAAUCAACUGCGACCCGGUGGAAAGUUGAUAUUGGAAGCACAAAAUUGGGCGAGCUACAAGAAAAAGAAGAAUUUAACGCCACAAAUCUAUAACAACUACCGCAACAUUGAAUUCUUCCCCAACAAAUUUCACGAAUAUCUACUCAGCUCAGAGGUUGGUUUCAGUCACAGCUAUACAUUGGGCGUGCCACGGCACUUAAGCAAAGGCUUUUGUCGCCCCAUACAGUUGUACGCCAAAGGCGACUAUACACCGAAUCAUGUGCGGUGGAGUGACGCAUACUAUCCACAGACGCCUUUCGAAGCUUACCGCGGCAUUUACGCCACUAUGCCACCGCGACCCGCGGGCCUAGCAUCGUACGCCAUGUCAUCGACACGCAGCCAGGCAUAUGAUACACCACAGUACACAGGCGGCACCUCUGGCCCCUACAGUUGCCGUCAAACGCCCAUGUACCAGCCCAUGUACCAGCCCAUCUACAAUCCACUGGAGACCGACUCGUAUUUACCCUCCUACGACAUGGAAUAUCUAAACCACAUGUACGUGUUCGCCUCACCCCUCUAUCAGACCGUUUGGUCCCCACCCGCCAGUUUGCGCAACAGCUCCUCACACACACCUGUCUUUGGAAGCGUGCGCGAUGCUGAAUUGGAUGGCGAUGGCGGUGGCGGUGGUGGCAGUUAUCAUCGACAUGUGUAUCCGCCCAACGAAGACACAUCCUCACCGAAUGCAAAUGCGGGCGGUGCAUUCAGUUCGAUACGCGAUGCGGAUACGGAUGAUUCGAAUCAGUUGCCUGCCGGUCGCAUGCAACAUGUGUAUGCAACGAAUUGUGGUGAGAGUUCAUCGUCGCCGCAGGUGCAACAUCACAGUGAUUCAGAUGCAUUAGUGGAGGAAGCGCUGCUGUUGGAGGAUGAGCAGCAUCACCACGUGGCGCAGGUGAAUGCCGCUGGUGUUAGCAAUGGCGAGUUGCAAGGUGGAAGUGGUGGUAUUGGACAGGAAGGCAGUCAGCAUUACUGUGAUUUAAACGAUGCUUAAGUUCGUGUGGUUUGUCUUUAAGUAACAGAUUUGAGAAAUGUGCGAGGAAAUGUAGAAGUGUGUAUUUUAUUUUUUGAUUGCGUAUAUUUAUGUAGGCGAAAAUAUGCUGAGCUGAAUGUGCAUUAGAUGGCAGCAAGCAAAAACUCUAAAGACGCUUAUGAAAACCACUAGCAAGUAACUAGAUUUAAAAUAAUGGAAGAUUAGUGUGUGAGAAGGUAAAAAUCAAAAAGUUGUAGCAGUGUUUUUGCUUUUUAAUUUUUUUUUGUGAUUGAAGAAUAACAAUUACAUUUUCAUUUAUCGCAAGCGCAGGUGGCGACUGGAGUUUAAAAUUGAAUUCGCAAAUCGCGGAGAACUUGGCGUUAAUUUUGGAGAAACACUUUUAUGAACCACUGAAAAUAUUCGAAAAAAUAUUGGCGCGUUUUCGGGAGUAUUUAUCACCGUUUAAAGGUACAAAAAUUCGUCCCUCGAAGCCGCGUGCGCAGAAAUUGUCUAUUUUUACCUCGCUUCUAUUAGCUUGGGAUGUAACUAUGUAAUAUUGAUGCGCCUAAAAGAUGCAGCGAUUUCCAUUCUGAAGUUACAUACCUGA
Rhagoletis zephyria (snowberry fruit fly) is the source of this 5595-nucleotide messenger RNA. RefSeq names its product bicoid-interacting protein 3 (gene bin3). NCBI's taxonomy places the organism in Eukaryota, Metazoa, Arthropoda, Insecta, Diptera, Tephritidae. Gene Ontology annotation, biological process: snRNA modification. Gene Ontology annotation, molecular function: O-methyltransferase activity; RNA methyltransferase activity; snRNA binding. The record is from RefSeq and is a predicted model, not a curated record.